AUGAUCGCCAACGACAUGAGCCCGCAGGUGGACGUCGACGAGAUUUUGGCGUUCACGAUCAAGCUCGCAUUGGAGGCUGGUGAAAUGAUUCGUGUUGGCCAGGCACGACGUUUUGCUUGCGAAUCAGCAGUCGAGGCCACGAAAGUGAACACGGUCGACUUAGUAACCGAGGUAGACAAGGCCGUCGAGGCUUCCAUUUUGAAGCGAAUCAGCAGUGCUUACCCUGACCACAAGUUCAUGGGAGAGGAAACAUAUGCCGGGGAGGCAAUCACGGAUGACCCAACUUGGAUUGGCAGUUGA
Apiotrichum porosum is the source of this 300-nucleotide messenger RNA. RefSeq lists its product as uncharacterized. The transcript is spliced from 5 exons. The coding region runs from base 1 to 300 and encodes 99 amino acids. Lineage: Eukaryota; Fungi; Basidiomycota; Tremellomycetes; Trichosporonales; Trichosporonaceae. The record is from RefSeq and is a predicted model, not a curated record. Gene Ontology annotation, biological process: inositol metabolic process; signal transduction. Gene Ontology annotation, molecular function: inositol monophosphate 1-phosphatase activity.